Messenger RNA from Bradysia coprophila, 3654 nucleotides. It is a transcript of the gene drd, whose product is annotated as drop dead. Gene Ontology annotation, molecular function: acyltransferase activity, transferring groups other than amino-acyl groups. Lineage: Eukaryota; Metazoa; Arthropoda; Insecta; Diptera; Sciaridae. The record is from RefSeq and is a predicted model, not a curated record.
UUUAUAAAUGUACAAACGUACAUUUACAAUAUAAAUAUUAUACACAGCAUAAGAGACAACCUUUUUGUUAAAUCGCUGAAAUUUGAAUUUCGAUUUUUAGUCGACGAUUUUCCACUUAAGUGUACAGUAGAUUUAUACGCAAUUCGAGAAGGUGUUAAUAGUGUGCUUACCAUUUUUGUUUAAUUACUUUUUGUUGCGAUAGAACGAUGAGAAUAUGAACAGUGUCACAUUUAAUUGUGAAAAAUUAAUUAACUGCAGUUAAACGUUUAUGAGAUUUUUUUUUCUUGUUAGUUAAUAACAACAUAUUGUGUGAUUGCUGAGUGCAUAAGAAUGAGCGAAGAAUUAAUGUUUAACGGUCGUGUCAUUGAUUUAUAUUUUAGACGAUUUAUCGAAUAAUUCAACGGAUUUUUUUUAAAAACAUUUUCGUAAAAUGAAGGCAUUUGUUAUACUAGCCGCUUUGAUUGGAGUGGCUUUGCCAACGACCCCUUUGAAUCAAUGUGAUAAAUGUGAGUCCGAUUUCAAUAGCAGCAAUGGACCAAUUUUAUUCAAAUCGAAACACAAUGCCAGCAAAUUGGCUAACUUUACAUCGAAAGUUAAGGGCAUGCACUAUGUGUCGGUGGGCGGUGGUGAUAUUAAUAUGGAUAGAAUUGACGAAGAAGCUGCUUUGAUGCGUAAACUUAGUCAAAAAUUGACAAGCAUAUCAGCAGCUCCUUUCAAUCCAGCAUACAGUUCUAAAACCAGCUCGAAAUGCAAACUACAUUCGCAAAUGUUUUUGGACGGUCUACGUAACUUGGAUCUAUGGGCAGUCAGAAUGCACGACUCAACCGCCAAAAUAUCGUCGGGAGUGCUAAAUGGAAACGUGAAUUAUUUCGGAGAUUUCGAUCAAUGUCUGAAAAUUCAAGGACCCAUGGAUGACUUAAAAGGGAAAUAUUGUCUAACCUAUCUACAGGCUUCCAUACCGGAAAAUAUGCCGAAACUGCAACACUUAUACGAUUUGAUGCAUUCGCAUGGUGCUUUUGUUAGUGAAUUCGAUGAUCCAGGACAUCGAGUACCCAGAUUUUCAAUGUUAAAUUGGGCAGCUUGUGUUCCAUCAUCCUGUACAGCAAUGGACAUUCAAAUGUCCUUGAAUGACUAUGUACAGAAUUUUACCAAAGGAACAGAUAUUCAUGUUCAGGUACGCGUCGAACCACAGAUGUGCCAAACUAACGAUCGAGACGCAUACGACGAAAAUACGAUAAAAGCAGCAAUUUUCUUCUUAGUUGUUAUAUUGGUGGCCACAUUAUCGACUGUUGUGGACCUUAAAGUGGUCGAUCCAAAUCCGUGGCUGGUGGCAUUUUCCUUGAGAAAAAACCUCCGAGCCACUUUCAAUUUAAAGCGAGCACCAAACGACAUCGAAUGCAUCCACGGCAUUCGAUUUUUCAACGCUUUUCUGCUGUUGGUGUCACACAAAUCAAUGGCAAUCUUUUUCGAUCCUUACAUCAAUCGAACUCAGUUGUCCGAGGCAUUAGGUCAACCAUGGACCGUACUGGGACGAGCUGCGGCCAUUUACACCGACACAUUUUUAAUGUUUAGCGGUUUGCUAACAUCAUAUGCAAUAAUUGGCCGAUUGCAGAAAAACCAAUCACCUCGCAUAUUACAGGAAUAUGUCGGUCGAUUUAUACGGAUCGUACCCACAUUGGGAGCGCUAAUUCUAUUUUGUACGUUUAUCCUACCGCACGUCGAUACUGGACCCCAAUGGAAUCUGGUGGUAACACGACAUGCGGGAAUAUGUAAGCAACAUUGGUGGAGAAAUCUGUUGUUCAUUCACAACUACUUCGGGUUCGAGAACAUGUGUUUGACACACACUCAUCAUCUUGGCAUCGACACCGAACUUUUUGUGGUAGCGCCAUUUCUCAUUUUGAUACUAUGGAAAUGGCCGAAGAAAGGUGCAAUGAUCCUGUUAGGCCUAGCCGGUAUCAGUACCAUAGCUCGAUUUAAUGUUACCGUUGUGGAGAAGCUAUCAAACUACGUUUACUUCGGAACAUCAAUAAAACGACUUUUCAAAACGGCUGACUACAUGUACAGCAUCCCAUUCUAUCGAUCGACAAUUUACAUUUUAGGAAUUCUGCUCGGAUAUGUUCUCCGUGUAUUCAAAGACCACAAACUGACGAAGGCGCAAUUAAAAAUUGGCUGGUGUAUAAACGUGACAAUAUUUCUGCUCGUACUGCUUGGACCAGCUCCGAUGGGUAGCAUUGGUUAUGUUUACAAUGAAUAUCAUGCCGCUAUUUAUGCAGCCUUGGGACCCAUGGCAUGGUGUGGAUUAGCCGGAUGGAUUAUUUUUACAUCGCAUCUGGGCUACCAUAGUCUGCUAAGCCGGCUUUUUUCUUGGCCAGGAUUUUUAGUUACCACACGAUUGUCGUAUGCCAUUUACUUAACACAAUUUCCAGUUUUCUUUUUCAACGUUGGACGAACCAGACAUGCUACACAUUUCAGUUUUCUUAGUUAUACGCUUAAUCUUAACGAAAACAUAUCGAUUGCAUUGGCGUCAAUAGCUUUAACGAUAUUUUUCGACACUCCUUUCCAGAACAUAAAGAAAAUUAUAUUCAGUCCAUCCAAUAAAUCUUCAAUUCCUAGCGGAAUAAGUGUAAAUAAAUCAGAAAAACUUGAACCAAUUUCACAUGCAAAGGAAUUGAAACUUGAAUGAUAAUUGACACGUUCCAUUUCUAAGUUCAUUUUUAAUAAGAAAAAAAAGCUCUGAAAAGCUCUGUGAAAUUCUUCGUUAAGCUUUUUACACAGAGGAAAAUUGAAGACUAAAAUAUUUCUUGGAUUAGACGAUCAACAUCGUUCUCCUUCGAAAUCCGUUCCUUCUAAAAUCAGAUCAUUUAUUGGGGGAUGGUCCAUAUUAGACGGUAUAUUUAGGAAUCGAGCAUGUAAAAAUACGGGGUUUUCGAUUAAUGGCAUCGUGACAUCAGCUGGCACCAUGUAUAAUGUGCGAUUCGUUCAAUCUGACAAUUUCCGAAGUUCUAUGGCCGAACCCACAUGAGUUCUUCUGCGUUGACGGGACCGACAAUUAUGCUGUGUUUUCCAUUGGAAUACGAUAUUCAUUACAGGAUAAGUAACGGAAAACGCAGCAUAAUUGUCGACUUCAUUAACGCAAAAUAGUUCGUGUGCUUUCGGUCCAUAUUAUGUCGCUGUAAUGGCAAUUUCUUCGUAAUACAAGCGAUAGAAAAACGCAUAGAAACUCGUGCUAUCUGUUUUGAGAUCGACACAUUAUUUUGUGAAGAGACACUAAAUCACAACCAUUCAGGUGUCAAUAGCAUCAAACUUAUGUGCUUGGCCGCGCGUCUGAAUACAACGUUUUGUCAAUGAAUGAGACUACCUCCUCAACUAUAUCUACCUUGGCAUUGAAACGAUAUCCCGAAAACAAAAGUGAAUCAAUUGCGUGCUGACCAAAAAUUUUAACUUUGAAUUCUCCUCUGUGUAAAAAACGUUACCAUUUGAAAUUUGCCAUUUCAAGAUAAUCAAAAUGUGUAUUGGUUACAGGUUUACCUCAAAGAAACUUUUAAUAGUGUAAACUUGUCACCGUUCAAAUUUUGAUUACCCUUUAUCUUAGUCACUCGUUUAAUAUGUGAGUUUGUAAAUAAAUAAAUAAAAAAAAUAUUUCUUCACUUUUUG